This is a messenger RNA of Sphaeramia orbicularis (orbiculate cardinalfish), 995 nucleotides long. It is a transcript of the gene polr2f, whose product is annotated as RNA polymerase II, I and III subunit F. Lineage: Eukaryota; Metazoa; Chordata; Actinopteri; Kurtiformes; Apogonidae. The transcript is spliced from 5 exons. Gene Ontology annotation, cellular component: RNA polymerase I complex; RNA polymerase II, core complex; nucleus. The record is from RefSeq and is a predicted model, not a curated record. Gene Ontology annotation, biological process: tRNA transcription by RNA polymerase III; transcription by RNA polymerase I; transcription by RNA polymerase II. Bases 141 to 524 code for a protein of 127 amino acids. Gene Ontology annotation, molecular function: DNA binding.
AGAGGAUCCGGCAGCUACCGGAAGUUAUUCAGUUCAAGCGGAGACCUGCUUUCGUGCGUGUGAAUGUUGACUAAAACUGUCCCUUGUGUUUUUAAAUUCUGUUAAUUCACGUGAGAGAUUUAAGAGCUUUGCUAUAAAACAUGUCAGACAACGAAGAUAAUUUCGAUGAUGGAGAUUUUGAUGAUGCGGAGGAGGAUGAGGGAUUAGACGACCUGGAAAAUGUGGAAGAUGAUGACCAGGAGAACGUGCAGAUCCUUCCAGCGGGAGAGGGACAGCAGGCCAACCAGAAGAGGAUCACAACACCAUACAUGACCAAAUAUGAGAGAGCCAGGGUGCUGGGGACAAGAGCUCUGCAGAUAGCGAUGUGCGCCCCAGUCAUGGUGGAGCUGGAGGGAGAAACAGACCCCUUGCAAAUUGCUAUGAAAGAACUAAAGAGCAGAAAGAUCCCAAUUAUCAUCCGCCGGUACCUUCCUGACGGGAGUUAUGAAGACUGGGGCUGUGAUGAACUCAUCAUAACAGAUUAAAUCUAUCUACUCUGCACUGGAAAAAAAACUAUAUGUGCUGUCAGUCAUCUACACAAACCCAGAAUGAGUCCAGAGACUGCAGCUUUGGCUCACCUAGUCUGUUCCACAGUAUCACAGAAAACAGCUUAGGGAGGUAUAUGUACAUCAAAUGUACAGGGCGGACACUUAACAGUUGUAAAACAGUACUUUUUUUUGCAGGUUUACACACUUGUGAGUGCUGUGUUUAGUGUCAGUGUGCUGUCGGUGCAUUCCACACACAAGUGAAACUCAAAGUUGGAAUCUAUCACACUUUGGUUUUUAUAGCUGCAUUAUGAUGAAGAGCCACAAGGGGGAAAUGUAACCUCAGUUGAACAUGAACUUUGUUUUAUAAAAUAACUUUGUGUUGUAAUUAUUGCAGUCUGUUUUGAAUGACAAAAUUGAGACAUGAUAAAACUGUUUUAUAGUUAUAUAAAUAAACUGUUUUGUACAAAU